This is a messenger RNA of Planococcus citri (citrus mealybug), 9017 nucleotides long. RefSeq lists its product as uncharacterized. The record is from RefSeq and is a predicted model, not a curated record. The coding region runs from base 288 to 2258 and encodes 656 amino acids. The transcript is spliced from 5 exons. Lineage: Eukaryota; Metazoa; Arthropoda; Insecta; Hemiptera; Pseudococcidae.
AAUAUUAUAGCGGAUUCAAACUUCACGUUCACGUUUGGUUAUUCCAGGGUUAAAGCAUGUAUGCAACGGUGUCGCGUUUGUGAGUUUGCUGCAGUUUUUUAUCAAAAAUUUUUUCUCUUAUCGUUCGAAUUCGUCGUAGUAUUCUACCAUGCUUAAUUUGCCAAUAAGCUGAUAAAAGGCACACCUAACAAGCUUUUAAUUAUCGUUUAGUGAUUAUUUUUUUCUCGAAAAAAAGUUGAAUUUGAUGCGAAUAUAAAUGAGUAACUUUGCGAUUGACGUGCGAUUUGAUGACUCGAGCCAAUAUGUUGGCGAGCAAAAUGAAAACUCAAACGAAACCAUGUCUUCGGACAAUGGUGUGUUUGUUGGGUUUCAUGUCUUCGAUGCUUUACUUGUACUAUUAUAACGAUGUGCAGGGAUACACCAUUGUGGACAGUUCAUCAUUUUUUGCGAAAAAUUUCAACGAUUCUGAAAUAUCCAUAGAACACGUAAAACAUGGAUAUGUGGUGUGGAGUAAAUCAUGUCGCAUUCCAAACGUCGAUCCUUACCACGAAUCCAUUCAAAAAUUUGUGAAAGCUUGGAAACCUCUCGUGUGCUCGAAACAAAAACCCCUCACAAAAGUCAUCUACGAUGCUACUAGUCGUACACACACUAUUAAAGUCGAUCAAAAAGCGCUCCACGAUUACUGGGUUCCAAUUCGUGAUGUUCAGUGUUGUUAUUGGGUACUUAGUCGAGAUGAAAUACGUUCUCGUCACAAUGACAGCGAUGACGAUAGAGUUUCAAUUUCCAAAUCAAUUUGCUACGGACAAGAAACAGUUCUACCACCGCAAGCUGAGUACAUUUACGUAGAAUGCACAUCGCGAAAUAAACGUAAAAAGUUAUCCUACAAAAAUAUUCAUUCGAUGGUGAUUGAAAAGCAAACCUCGCCUCCGAAACAGGCUACGGAUCCGAUCAAAUACAGCGUUUUAUUUUUCGGAAUCGAUUCGAUUUCUAGACUAAAUCUAAUAAGAACGAUGCCAAAAACGGUGCAAUAUCUGAAAGAAAAACAAUGGCUGCAGCUCGAAGGGUAUAAUAAAAUAGGCGACAAUACGUUUCCAAAUUUAGUAGCUGCGUUAUCGGGAAUGAAUGUUACUCAGUUCAGAUCUAGUUGUGUGAAAUCGAAAAAGGAUAUGUUCGACAAUUGUCCGUUGAUAUGGAAGAAUUUCAAGAAUAAUUCCUAUAUUACCGCUUACAUCGAAGAUUGUCCGAGUAUAGGAACGUUCAAUUUCGAGAAAUAUGGAUUUAUGAAUAGUCCGACUGAUUAUUAUAGCAGACCGUAUUUGAUGGGAGCGCAGAAAUUUUUGAAAGUUCGGUACGACGGCGGAAUGCAGUAUUGUCUGGGUAUGUACCCCAUGGUCGAGUAUCUUUUCGAAUACGUAACCGAAUUCACAAAACGUUUCCACCAACAACCGUAUUUCAAUAUAUUUUGGACGAAUUCAUUCAGCCACAACGAGUUAAACAUGCCCACCGUGAUGGAUCAUCGAGUGGUGGAUUUCCUUCAGAGUAUCGAGAACUAUCUGAACUCGACCAUCGUAAUAUUUCUCAGCGACCACGGAAUGAGAUUCGGUAAAAUCCGCGAAACUUUUGUCGGCUGGUUGGAGGAACGAAUGCCAUUUCUGUACUUCUGGAUACCGCCUUCUUUUAAAUCGACUUAUCCGGAAAAAUAUGCCAAUUUCGUGGCUAAUAAAAAUCGCCUAUCGAGUCCGUACGAUUUACACGCCACUCUGCAGGACAUACUUUACGGCCAAGUGUCGAGUAAACCUGCCGGCUGUCCUAGCUGUGAUACUUUAUUCAAAAAAAUUCCGUGGAAUAGGUCGUGCGAAAACGCAUCCAUCACCGAGCACUGGUGCACGUGUUACGACGAUUUCGAACAAGUAUCGGUGAAAGAGCCAGUCGUCCAGUGGGCCGCGGUAGCUGCCGUAAAUCGUGUAAAUCAGUUUUUUAGCGAAAGUCGAAACGCUACGACGAAAGGUAAACGAUGCGCUUCUUUAAGUUUACAUAAAAUACUUAGCGUUCAUAGUAAAUUUUCCGUAUUAUUUAACUCUAAUACUUACCUAAUUGUAUUCGCGGUGAAACCUAGUGGCGCCAUUUUCGAAGCCACUGUCCAAUAUAAGACUGAUUUCAAAGUUUCCAAUUCGAUUAGUCGUAUUAACGAAUACGGUAACCAAAGUUCUUGCGUUCACUCCGACUCUAAUCUUAAAAAAUAUUGUUUUUGCGUAUGAAACGGUGGCGCCGAAAAGCUACGGAAUGGAACUAGUGACAUUUAGAAACUGGGUGGUUCAACUUUACCUACCUAAUGUGAAGUUGAAAUUACGAUUAGGUACCAUUUGGAUUGUUGGCAUAUCGAUCGUUAUCAUUUCAUUUUCAAAAACCUUGCUUAUUUUGAGUAUUUUUCGGCGAAUAGGUGAAAACUGUAUCGCGUAUUAAAGCUCAUAGAUUCAUCUAUGAUCUUAUAUAUAGUCUUUCAAAACCAUUAGAAAUUUGAUCUUUAUUAUUGUUUUUUGUUUGUGUGCUCCUCCCUUAUGAGUUUUGGGGUUAAUUUUAAGUUCUCAAUUUGAGCAUCACCUUAUUAAAGUAGGUACUCGAUGGUUUCAAGUAUACCUACCGAUUAAGUUGGUGAAUUUUUCUCAAUUUUUGAUGUUUUUAUUUGAAUUAUUGUAAAUUGGAUUGGAAUUUUGAAACAUUUCAACAUUACGUACCUAUUAUUUUAAUACAUUUCAAUGUGCCUCAUUUUAUAGACAAUAGUUAUCUGUAUCUACAUCAAUACGUAAAUUUAAUGUGAAGUAACCCAUAUUAUAGGCUAUUUCUUGAUCAGUGUGCGGAUUUUUACAAGUCCCCUGACAUAUCUGCGGUAUUGAUAAUAAGUAGGCGGUACCUAUUGCUAUAAAUAAUUGUUUGUAUUACCAUGAAAUUGUGUGUUUUUAAUUUGAAUUGUGAUAAAUGUGAUUUUUUAUUUUGCAACACGCUGUAUCGUUUAGUUUGUUAAAUCUAUACCUAGCGAAUCAUUUUUUUUUUUUUAAUUUAUAGUAUUAUUAAUUUGUGUGUUUUUUUUUUUAAAUUAGGUUUUAAGAUUUUAUAGUUUCCUUUUGGAUUGUUUAUAUUAUUAAGACAUGCGCGCUCUCUAGUCAAGAAGAAUUUAUUAAUUUUUAGCAAUGAAGAUACACGAUUGCAUCUACUUACUGUUUGAAAAUUUUGUUCCUGGGUAAAACCACUUUUACUUUCAUGCUGACAAGGGAACCUCUUGAGGUGUCACACUCCGAUUUGAACGGGACCGUGAUUUUUGGAAAGAGCAUAGUCUAAAACCCCCUAAACCAAAUUUAUAGCUGCCCAAGUUCAUUUUUCGAUUUUUGGCGAAUUCUUGAAAAUUCAAAAUUGACUGUUUUUGGCGAUUUGUGCUUUUUUUAAAAAAGUACGUACUUGAUGAAUACAAAUGGUCAAAAUAAGUCCCAAAACUAAUAUUAAUUACCCAAAUCCAAAUUUCACAAUUUCCAGCCAUUCUGGAGCCUCCAGCGCGAUUUUUCAAUUUCUCCAGAAUUUUGAAUUUGCUCCAGAAGGCGCGAAUAUGAAGUUGGGCAGCUAAAAAUCGAGUUGUAUAUUACACUCGACCUGUUUAACGAGUUUAUCCACAUUUGAGCCGAUUUUUAGAGUGACACCUCAAGAGUGGUUUUUUGAGGGGUCACUCUCGCUCCAGCAAAACGGCUGGAAAUGGUAGAAUUUGCGCUCCGAGAGUUAGUUCUUGAAGAAAUACAGCGAUUCGCACAAAUUUCCAAAAAUUUUCUCACAAAAGGUUGUCUUUCUAGCUGAUUUUUUUGAUCUUUUAAUUUUGAAAAAAGCUGGUCAAAAAACCACUCUUGAGGUGUCACUCCCAAAAUCGGCUCGAAUGUAGAUAAACUCGUUAAACAGGUCGAGUGUAAUAUACAACUCGAUUUUUAGCUGCCCAACUUCAUAUUCACGCUUUCUGGAGCAAAUUCAAAAUUCUGGAGAAAUUGAAAAAUCGCGCUGGAGGCUCCAAAAUGGCUGGAAAUUGUGAAAUUUGGAUUUGCGUAAUUAAUAUUAGUUUUGGGACUUACUUUGAUCAUUUUUAUUGAUCAAGUACGUACUUUUUAAAAAAAAGCGUCGUCGUCGUCGUAGUCGCGCUCCUUUACAGGAGAUAGCGUAAUGUCCAUCUAUAUUAGCCGGUAUCUAGCGUAUCUGAUCGUUUCUUUCAGGGUCUUACAGGGAGAGUUGGCUGGUGAGUUAGUUGUUAACAGCUCCGAUCGUUUCCUCCCUCUCGUCGAUCUUCCUUGGAUUUUCCCCUGUACCGCUAGCAUGAAAAUACCGUUUUCUCGUAUUUUAUGAGCUAAAUACUUUAGCUUUCUAGUUUUGAUAUCUUCAACUACGACUUUCCGCUCCUCUCCUAUUCUUGCUAAUACUUCCUUGUUGGUAAUGAAGUCCUUCCAUGAGAUUCGUAGUAGCCUUCGAUAGCACCACAUCUCGAAAGCGGAUACUUUGUUUUCGCAUUCUGCACUCAUGGUCCAUGUUUCGCAGGGAUAUUUCAGAACGGUCCAUACGUAGCAUCGCAUAAUUCUCUUCCUCAGAUCUAUACUCAUCGUUCGAUUUCCCAGCACAUUGGCAAGGUUGUUGAAAGCGGUUUUUGCCAUUCCAAUCCGUGAUUUAAUUUCUUUAUUAUCUCUGCCAUCAUUGUCUAUCAUCGCUCCAAGGUAUCUGAAUUGAUUUACAUUUUCAAUUUCUUGUGAUCCGAUGUUGAUUUUGACCACUUUAUCAUCUUCUUUUGUAAAUCUCAUCACCUUGGUCUUGCCUGCAUUUAUUUUCAUUCCGUAUUUUAAUCCUGCACUGUUAAUUCGGUCGAUCAUUUUCUGCAUCUCUGCUUCUGUCCCAGCAAGGAUCACUUUGUCAUCUGCAUAGCUUAUUUCGUUUAUUCUCUUGCCGUUGAUCUUGAAUCCCAUUCGUUCAAUUCGCGCUUCCCUCAUUAUUUCUUCUGCAUACACAUUGAACAAUCUGGGUGAGAGGGGACAUCCUUGCCUCACACCUCUCUUUAUUCCACAUCCGUUCUCUGAGUACCCAGUUCCAAUCUUGAUGUUAGCGCUUUGCUCCCAGUACAGGUUCUUGAUUAUUUGCAGGUCUUUGUCAUCGAUAUUGUAUUUUUUCAGGAUCUCCAACAUCUUCUCAUGGUUGACACGAUCAAAUGCUUUUUCAUAAUCGACGAAGCAAGCAAUAAUUUCCCUAUUUGCAUUCAGUGCUCUUUGAAUGAUCACUUUCAGCAGGGCAAUUGCAUCUCUCGUCCCUUUUUUCGCUACAAAGCCAUAUUGUGUUUCACUUAGAUUUUCAUCUAUCUUCUUUUCAAUUCUGGAAUUUAUGAUGGAGAGUAGUAGCUUCAGUGAGUGGCUCAUCAGUGCGAUAGUUCUAUAUUCGGAGCAUUUUUGCGAGUUGUUCUUUUUUGGUAUUGGUACGAAGUUUACUGCUUUGAAGUCCUUAGGUAGCGUGCCUUCAUCAUAUAUUUUGUUUAUUAUCUUCAGCAGCUCUUUUUCAUACUCUGGUGUUAGAUGUUUAAUCAAGUCUGCUGGUAUGAGAUCUUCCCCCACUGCUUUGUGGUUUCUGGCUCGCUUCACCGCAUUCCUCAGCUCCCACAUUUCAAUUCGUGGUGCCUCUUCUGUGGACGAAACUUUAAUUUGAGCCGGACGUGUAUCAUCUCCAUACAAUUCUUGUAUGUAGUUGAUCCAGACCUCUUCAGUUUCUUGAUUGUUAACACAGUACUUUCCGUCUUUUCCUCGCAUAUACGCUAUUCCGCUUCUCCUUUUCUUGUGGGCGGCCAUCAUCUGCUUCACUUUGGUAUGCAUUUCUCUAGAGUUGUGCCUUUUCUCCAGCUCUUCUAUUUCUUGGCACUUCUCCUCAUACCACUUGUUUUUGGCCAUUCUGCACAUUCCCAGGAUCUGAUUAUUUAUCACCGUGUAUUCGUUACUUGGUCUGUUUUCUUUUCUUCGUUCUUCCAUCAGAUCCAGUAUCUCUUGAGUCAUCCAUGGUUUGUGUUUUCUUCUUCCUUUGAAUGGAAUAGACUUUUCUGCUGCUAUUUUAACUUUUCGCUUCCAUGUUUGCCACUUCUCCUCGAUACCUUGUUCUUCUUCCAACUUGUCUUCCUUUUGCUUUUCCAGUUCUUCUUGGAAUUUCUUUUGUACUUCUUUUGAUUUGAUUUUUGCAAUGUCAAGUUGUCGGUAUUGUUCUUGGCUCUUCUUCUGGCUCUUCAAGACUAGCUGGCAUUUUGCAACCAAUAGUUUAUGGUCAGUGUUGCAGUCAGCACCAGGAUAUGUAUGGCAGUUCUUCACUGUGUUCUUGAAUCUUCCUUUUACAAGUAUGUAGUCUAUCUGGUUUCUGACUCGAUCUCCAGGACUGACCCACGUGUAUAAUCUUCUUGCAUGUUGCUUGAACCAGGUAUUGCAUAUUAUUAGAUCGUGUCUUUCUGCGAACUCUACGAGCAUUUCACCUCUUUCAUUCUGCUCUCCAAGUGCGUAUCUCCCUGCAACUUGGCUGCCAUGAUCCUUCCCAACUUUGGCAUUGAAGUCUCCCAUCAAAAACACAACAUCAUUGUUUUUUGAGCAGCUCAUCACUUCUUCUAGGUCGUUGUAGAAGUUGUUGAUUUCUGUUGUACUGCUUUCUGCUGUUGGCGCAUACACUUGAAUUAUCACAAUCGGUUUUGGCUUGACCUCCAAUAAAGCAUAAAUCGCCAAAAACAGUCAAUUUUGAAUUCUCAAAAAUUCGCCAAAAAUCGAAAAAUGAACUUGGGCAGCUGAAAAUUUGGUUUUGGAGGUUUUAGACUAUGCUCUUUCCAGAAAUCGCAGUCCCUUUCAAAUCGGAGUGUGACACCUCAAGAGGUUCUCUUAUGAGUAAAUAUGAUAUUAUAUUGCCUGUUCUGGUUGUAUGAUUAUAAAAAUGAUUUGCAAUAAUGAUUUUAAAUCGAAGGAAAACUGCAAUAAAGGAAAGUAGGGGUAGAUAGAACAAGGGGAAACAGGAGGAUUUUCCUGUUGGGUGCCUGAAAUUUGGGGCUCAGACUUCAAGUCAAAAAAUGUAGUCAUUUUUGUUGUUAUUAAUACAUUAUGUACAUACCUAUUUUUAAAUUAUUGAUGGAUACUGAAAAGAUCGUGAAAAAGUGACAAUUUUGAAAUACUUACCAAAUUUUUGCAGGGCUCAAAUCCUGAGGACCUUUCCAGAAUUUUGAAAAAAUCACCACCUAGGCAGAGUGAUGCUACUUUUUUAAAAUUUAAACAAAAAAUUCAAUUACUUACUCGUUUUUUUUUUUGAAAUACAAAAAUACUUUUUAUUUUAUUCUUUUUUUAAAUUAAAAAUCUGAAAAAACACUGAUUAUUGAAUAGGUAGUUGAAAUUUAAAAAAAAAGGUUUCAAAAUUUUGCUUUCAGUAUAUUUUUUUAAAAUACAUUUUUUAUAAAGUGUGAGAAGAUAUUUGAUAUACCUAAUUAUGCACUAUGAAUAUCAUUUUAAAAUUUCCUGCGGAGAUAUGAGCGAAAACUUCCUUUUUUGGAGGUUUUACUCCUCCUCCGGAGGAAAAACGUAACCUCGCAAGGGAAGUACCAAUCCCAACCAGCAUAAAAAUUUCGGAACGGAGUACGGGGGAAUCGAAAGAAGACCCCAAAAUAUACCAACAUCAAAAUUUCAGUUGCUGAAAUUCAUAUUCUGGUUUUUGGUGAAUUUUUAAAAAUUCAAAUUUGGGCCAAAAUCAGAAAAAAAUCAAAAUUUCAGCAAAUUGAUCUAGAAAGCUGAAAUUUGGUUUGUACCAUAUUUUAGACCCUCCAAGUCGAUUGGUGAUGGUUUCAAAUUGUUUUGGAGCCUCCAGCGGAUUUCAAUUUUUUUAUUUCUUCAAAAAUUAUUACCGGAGAAAAUUUUGAAUUUGAACUGGCUCAAAAAGGUUUUGAUAAUACAUGUUUAAAGCGAUUGAAAGAGGUGCUAAAUGCCAUUUUCACACCAUUUGCAGCGUUUUUUUGAAAACUGCAAAAACUAAAAUUUUACUGGAGCCUCCAGAACGAUCCUAAACUGUUGCCAAUCAACUCGGGUGUUUAAAAAUAGGGGUUAAACCAAAUUUCAGCUUUCUAGGUCAAUUUGCUAAAAUGUUGAUUUUUUUCUGCUUUUGACCCAAAGAAUUUUCAAAAAUUCACCAAAAAUUUAAAAAAAAAAUGAAUACACCUAAUCCUACAAUACCCUAUUUCACUCGAAUUUACCACGCUGAUGCAAGGGAAAUCUGUGUCUCAUUGCUAAAAAUUUUUUUUUCUUCCAAAUAUUACGUCAUUGAUUAGUAAUAUAUUUACCAUAAGGAAAACUUUUGUAUAUGUAUUAAUUUGGAUGUUUCCUUUUUUUUUAAAUUAAUAAAUUCAACCUCGUCAAGUGAAAACUCUUAUUCAUGCAACACGAGUAUGCAGCAUGCAUCUUGUGUUCGUGUUUGUCGUUAAGUUUAUGUUUUGUCGUACACCUAUUUACUUCUUACGUCUAUGUACUUCGUCUAUGUACUUACUUAUUUUUAAAAAUGUUGAACCGAGUAAUUUAAUCGUUAUCACACGCUUAUUUUUAACUUUUUAUUUUAGGCCAAUGUGCAAUGUGCAUAUAUUUGUGAUGUAUGAACUGUGAAUUUUAUUUUCGUAAUUCAUUUUUAUUAGCGAUGAUUUUUCUUAUUAUUACAUGAACCUCGAUAAGUUAACUUUAAUAGAUACUUUUACCUACAAUCUGUGAAGAUCACCCUACCUACCUUUAACAAUAAAGUCACAAGCUACAUACACGUAAAGUAAAAUAUUCGAUGUACAUAAUUUAAUCCAUAGUUAUCUACGUCAUACUUACUUUGUUAUAGAUUUAAAAAAAGAAUCAAAACGAUGGGUCGCGCUUCCCCAUUAUACAUUAUGUUUAUAAACAUAUGUACUGUUACAAAGUACCCACAUGAAUUUUUUUUACCAAAUCAAAUAAAUUAUAUCGAUGUGUUUUUCUCAA